AAUGAAAAAAGUGUUAACGCUUGUAUUCAAUAUUUCUAUUAUUAGGAUGGAGCAAAUUUAUCUAUUGAUGAUUUAAAGGAUGUUUUAUAAGGAAAUUUAGAUAUUGUAAUUGAAAUUUAAGAUCAUAUUAAAAACGUAUGUAUCUAUUUAAGCAAUAUAAUAGCAUAUACUUCAAUCCAGAAAUACAGUAGAUAUGAUUGUUUAAAAGAAAAUACCAAUCUAUGGUAUUAGUACAGGGUUUGGUAAAUUCAAAGAAGUAAUUAUAAAAUUAUAUAAUCAGAUUUACAUUCCCCAUUAAGAAAUGGUAGAAUUAUAAAAGAACUUAAUUAUAUCUCAUGCUUCAUGUGUAGGUGAACCAUUAAAACCAAACAUUGUUUUGGUAAUGAUGAUUUUGAGAUUAAAUUGUCUUAUCAGAGGAUUUUCUGGUGUAAGAAUGUCUCUUAUAGAAUCUCUACAAUAAGCAAUAAAUAAGAAAUUAAUUCCUAAAGUUCCAUGUUAAGGUUCAGUAGGAGCAUCAGGAGAUUUGGCACCUUUAUCACAUCUAGCAUUAGGUCUAAUGGGGAUUGGUGAGAUAUGGAAUGAUGGAUAAUAUAUAGCUGCAGAGUAGGCUUUAAAAAUACAUGAUUUUGAACCUCUAGAAUUUAUGGAGAAAGAAGGAUUGGCUAUGAAUAAUGGAACUUAAAUGAUGGCUGCAAUAAAUUUAGAAACUUUAAUGAGAUCAUAAUAUGUUAUGAAUGCUGCAGAUCUAGCUUUAGGAUUAACAAGUUAUGCUUUAUAGAGUAAUAAUUUAUAAUUAAUUUAUUAGCUAAUUAUCAUUUCUUAAAAAACUAUACAAAGAGUGAUAAUAAAUCAAAAAAUAUAGUAUUUAGUUUAAUUGGAGAAUAAUGGACAGAUUAAAUUAAAACUAAUCCUAAAAGUAUAUAGACUGCAUUUACUAUACAUUAAAUUGUUAGAUAAUCAAUAUAAGAAAAUUUAAGGAUUUUAGAGAGAGAGAUUAAUUCAACAAGUGACAAUCCAAUUAUUGAUAAUGAACAACAAUCUGCAAAAUCAGGUGGUAAUUUUCAUGGAGAAUAUAUGGGAAUGUUGGCAGAUAAUUUAUGUAUAGCAUUACAAAGACUUUGUAUAUUUAGUGAAGUAAUAAUAUUAUAUUGAUUAUAAUAUUAGAGAAGACAAGAAAGAUUAGUAAACUCAGAAAUAGGGGAUUGUGGAUUGCCUAUGUUUUUAACAUCAAAAGGAGGAUUAUUGAAUGGAUAUAUGAUUCCACAAUAUACUAGUGCUGCUUUGGUUUCUGAGAAUAAAGUACUAAGUCAUCCAAGUUGUAUUGACACAGUUCCAACAUCUGCAAAUAUAGAAGAUCAUGUUUCUAUGGGAGCAUAUAGUGCUAGAAAAGGAUUAUAAAUAAUUUAAAAUGCAGAAUAUAUAAUUGCUAUUGAAUUGAUGUGUGCAGCUUAAGGAUUAGAAUUUGCAAAAUUUUAAUUACCUCCAAAGAUUUAAAGUUGUCUCAAAUAUAUCAGAAGUAUUAUUCCUGAUGUUAAAACUUAAGUAAAUUAUAUCAAUAUAUAUAUAGGAUAUAUUUAUGAACUAAUACAUUGAAUUAAUGGCUAAGAAUCUAAGAAAUGGUAAUAUUAAUAAUUUAAUGGAAGAAUUAUAAUUAUUAUGA
This is a messenger RNA of Paramecium pentaurelia, 1660 nucleotides long. NCBI's taxonomy places the organism in Eukaryota, Ciliophora, Oligohymenophorea, Peniculida, Parameciidae. The record is from the annotation of a GenBank genome assembly.